Molecule: messenger RNA, 1360 nt
Organism: Uranotaenia lowii
Lineage: Eukaryota; Metazoa; Arthropoda; Insecta; Diptera; Culicidae
Product: ovalbumin-like
Exons: 3
Coding region: 24-1154 (376 amino acids)
Molecular function (GO): serine-type endopeptidase inhibitor activity
Source: RefSeq, a predicted model, not a curated record
CUUGGGACAGAGACACGAAAAACAUGAACUUUCACGACGCAGCAAGAUAUUUCGCCUUCAACAUCUUCCAGCAGUCAUACACUGCUCAGCCGAAUCAGAACUCCAGCCUUUCUCCGAAUGCCAUCCAAUCGGCGCUCGCCAUUUUGUUCCUGCAGGCCAAUCCGGAAGCGGCUGAUGAAAUGCGCCAGCUGUUGGGACUUUCACAAAACACCGAAAAAGUGGCCAUGGAUUUGGAGGCCUUUGUGAUGAACUUCAACGACGCCUACCUGGGAGUGGCUUCGAACCUGGUCUACUCGAAGGACAUUGAUUUUCGGACCGAUCUGCUAGAGACACUGCGCCGAUGGUACAAAAUGUCCCCGGAAGCCGUUGAUUUCAGCCAAGGUCAGCAGGUGCUGGACUGUGCCAAAGCCUGGACCAACAAGGUGACCAAUGGACAGAUCAAGCGAUGUUUGAAACCUAAGAAAGUAUACAAGGGUGAGAGUAUGAUUCUGCUGAGCACCUUCACGAUGAAAGCAUCCUGGAAGCUACCCUACAUCAAGGAAUCCUCCGGAAAGGUGAAGUUUCAUUACGAGAACGGUGAUCACGAGAUAGAGAUGAUGAACAUCCGUGAUUGGUUUUCGUACGCCAAGUGUGACGGGUUCCAUUUCGUGGAGAUUCCGUAUGCCAACAACACCGACCUCGAAAUGUUGGUCAUCAUGCCCCUAGAUGGACAGCCCCUAAAGCAGAUCAUUCCCAAACUGACGGCUUCCUGGUAUCGGGAUCUGCAGAGUAUCAUGGGCUCCCGGAAGCUGAACCUCCACAUGCCCAAGUUCUUCAUCAACGCCCAGGUGCCGAUAAAAACCAUCCUGGAGGGUAUGAACGUUCCGGAGAUGUUCAAACCUGGUGCGUUUAACGUGUCGACCACAACACCGGCCCAGCUAACCGACAUCAGACAAUGCGUUCGGCUUGAGUUCAAAGAGCUGGCCAAGAAGUGCUCCGACGGUAACAAUCCCCGCGAAAUCAUCUGCAAAAAGUCGGAGUUCCUCGUCGAUCGACCGUUUGUCUACUUGAUCCGGAAGCAGUCGACCAAGGAUAUCAUGUUUAUCGGUCACUAUUCGUACUAUGAGACGGUGGCUACGGUGACGACCCCGGUCCAAGCUCAAGCUGCCAAAUGAUGGCCGCCAAACGGAUAGACGGAUUUUAAAUUUAGAUAAUUACUUGUAGCGCGUGUCGAUCAAUCUCCUCAGAGUGUCGAUGAGAGAUUGCGUCGUGCUGCACAUGGUUGGUUGUAAACUGUUUUAUUUUUAGAAUACUAGGAAUACAUACAUCGAUUGAUUAGGUGGCAAUGCUGCAAACUGUUGCCUUCAGGAUUAGAACGUUA